Molecule: messenger RNA, 8932 nt
Organism: Biomphalaria glabrata
Lineage: Eukaryota; Metazoa; Mollusca; Gastropoda; Planorbidae
Product: RUN domain-containing protein 1-like
Exons: 16
Coding region: 337-2133 (598 amino acids)
Source: RefSeq, a predicted model, not a curated record
UGGAACUGCAGGUAUUUCGUCACAGACUUGCACUUGCAGCAAAUUAAAUUAUCAUUAUCAUGAUUAGAGUGAUUAGAUCUAUGUCGAUAAUAAACUCAAUUAGAUCUAGAAGAAAUUAAAUAUGUUAGAUCUAGUACCGUUAGUGAAAUGGUUACAACAGUCAUAGACGUUUAGUUCCUAGACAGAUCAAACAUUUAUUUAUAAUGAUAAUGCCCAGGCUUGGUUAACAAUGAAUACAAGUUUAAUGCAGGAUGGAUAUACUGACAAUGUAUAUACAACGAUAUGAAUCAAUAAUCAAACACAUGUACUAACCUAUGUAUAUAAACAAGUAGAAUCAUGGCAGAGAUUUCCCACAUUGCCUCAGGUAAAAAGAUUAAUUUGGAAGAUACUGUUGACCUUGAUGCUGAAGUGGAUUAUGAUAGUUUCGAUGAAGGAGGAAGUGACAGACCUGCUGAGAGAUGGGCUCCUCUAGGUGCCGCAGUUAGCCCCACCCCAUCUCCUUAUGAACCAAGACAUUCCUAUGACAAGGAUGAGCUUCAGAGAUUGGAGGAAGAACAGGAACAGCUCAACUCUUCCCUCUUGGCUCUCACUACACACUUUGCUCAGGUUCAGUUUCGACUUAAACAGAUUGUGAAUGCUCAGCCAGAAGAUAAAGAAAAACUUCUGAAAGAAUUAGAAGAGUUUGCGUUCAAAGGAAUCCCAGAUGUAAGAGGCUGUAAAGGCCAGGAUGCACAAAUACUUGAAGAAGUUAGUGAGAAAGAACAUGAGCUGAAAAUCAGUGAACAAAGAGAAAAACAAAGACAGUUGAUUGAGCAGCUCAAAUCUCAACUGGAAGAUCUGGAAACCUAUGCAUAUGAAACUGGAGAUGCUGAAACCUUGCCUACAAGUAGAGUUAUGGAAAAACAAAAAGUCGUCCUAGAAGAGUUGAAGCACAAACUAGACUUGGAUCUUGAAAACUUUGAUAAUCUAAGCACUGAAGAGCUCCGUCAAAUUGUGGACCAUGCAGUAGGACAGAUUGUUAACCCUGCUAAAGUGAAGGAGAAGUUGGUGGAGCAGCUGAAAACUCAAAUAAGUGAUCUGGAGAGAUUUAUUGAGUUCCUGCAAGGGGAAGCGACCAGCCCAGGACCUUUAGGUAAAGAGCGUUGUAUCUGCCCUUUACAUGAAGAGUCUCAGAACAGAGAAGGACUUGGUCAGAAAUCUCUUGGCUCAAAGGCACAACAUAAACACCAAGAUUCUAGUCGUUCUAGAGAACGUAAACAAGAAUCAAGCAACUCUCAACAUCUGAAUGAGUCAGCCAACAGUAUGAUGCGGAAAGCUUUAACCAUUCUUCAAAUCUACGUCAUCAGUCAACUUGGUUGUGGUAGCAGAGACUUCAAACGAAACCUGCUGAAGAAAACUGCCAAAGGGAAUCACUGGGGGGAUCUGAGAGCCAAGCUAGAAAUGGCUGUCACCAGGUGUAUAGAAUUGGCUGAAGAACAAAAGUCUAAGUCUAAACAAGAUACAGAUAGUGAGGACUACUCGUCUGGCUCUGAUGAGCAAGAGAACCAGUCCAGCCCUGAACUGACUCAGUGUGUCAGAAAGGAUCUGGCCAUGGCUUUGCGUGACUUGAUGCAACAUGGCCUUAUGGAGAUGGGUCAGUCCACUAGUUUGGUUCCAUUUGGCUGUUUCCCCAGCAGGUCUGCCCAAGUCACUCACAUGUUGCAUGCCUGGGAUUUGUUUCUCAAAUAUUAUGAAAUGAAACAUGGACGUGAAUAUAAUGAGUCUCCAGCAAGAAAGUUGUCUCAAUCUUUUCACCUUGACAUGAUUGGCGGCAAACCAAUAACUGCUAAACAGACUUUCCUCGGGGCGAUUGACACUGUUAUCAAUUCUCACACUCCCUUGAAACGAAGCGAAGAUGCUCAUCUUAAAGCCUUCAUCUGCCUGGCACUUAAUGAGAGAAAGCUAGUGACUUGGCUACGUCUACUGUUUAGAACACAAACAUUGAUUGAUACUUAUUAUCAAGACUGGAGCUAUGUGGCCAGGACUGGUUUUGAAGAUGCUUUAAGGUCCUUGGAGCGUUUAUUGGUGAUCAACUUCAGCCUACCAGUGGAUCUGGCUGUUAGAACAUUUAGCAACAUCAAAGAUGCAUUUUAACCUUCACCCAUGAAAUCACAGUUCCAGAAAGUCAUGAACAACAAGACUGUAUGAUUGUGACUUGACAGUUCUCUACUUACACAGGCAUUCAUUAAGUCUAGUCAUUCCAAUGCAUUUCACAUUAUCUUAAAACAAUAUAAGAUGACAACAAAACUUUUUGUCUACAUUGAUAUAAUCUUCAAAAUUUGCUUCAUUGAUAUAUUUUGCAUUGAAGAUGUUAAUGAUCAUUUAAAAAAAAAUGGGUUUGCAUUAUUUAGUUCUGAUGUUAUUUUGAAUAUGUACAAAAAACAACAAAAAAACAAAAUUAACAUUGAAAACGUUAAAUAGCCCAGUGUCUAUCACUGGUUCACUAGUCCAGAGAUUUUUCAUUGUUGUUUCUUGAGUAGCUUCUUAUUUUCAGUAGACCAAAAGCAGAUUUGCUUUUAUUUUCUUUUUCCCUAGACAAAUAGUAGGGAAUGUUUUUAUUGGAGGCUUAUAUUAAUUAAUUUAACUGACUUGAGGAUUUUUUCUAUUUUCAAGUAAAGUAUUAUACAAACAAAUACAUGUCUAUGUUCCUGUUUUGAUUGACCUUCCUUUUCUGGCUAAUCAGUUAGGUGGUAAGUGACCUAAUAGUAGGGGCACUGAUUGUAUAUAGUUUACUGUUCAUGUCAUUGGUAUUCUAUGGAUAUAAAGUUGUUAUUGUAUACAUUGGCAUCAAACUUGGCCAUUUGUCUCAGAAGAAAUAUUACUUUGAGUCAAAAUAGGACAUCACUUUAAGUUUGGUUAAAUCUUUAUGAAGUUCAUUGAUUGCAAUUUGACUUAGAGUAAUUUGGUGGUCGAGGAAUAGUACAACCUAAAACCACUUUGACCAGCACUCAAAUGAAUGAGAUGGAACAAUUCAAAGUUUGCCUCUCCCCCACCUCUGUUUGUUGUAACAGAUCCUUUCUGUGUCCAAACUUAACAGCCAUAAUAUUUGAAGCUCACAUCUUAAUGAUAAAACUAUGCUUUUAAAUUACUGUACAUUUUAUCAUGAGAUCAAUUGUUGUUUUAUUUUGUUAUAUUUCUCUGACAUAAUUGUCUGGCUAGAAACAUACAAACUUAUCUUCUAUAUUGUCAGUUGAAUGUAAUAAGCACCAUGUCAGGUGCCUGAAGAGACAUAAAUACAGCAUUUUGAAAUGGCAGUCAUAUUGUUGCCACAGUAUUUGCAAACCUAAUGUGAAUCUUGUCAUCACUUUUUUGUGUGUGUAAAACAUUUAGUACAAACAUUCCUGAAGGAAAUACUUGAACUAUUCCUUAUACAUUUUAUUCUAGUCAUGAGAUAUGUCUGCUAAUUCCCAAUCUCUUAGAUAUGGCCCUAAAUAAUAACAAAAAAGUUCAUUUAAUAAAACCACAUCCAACCAAAAUUUUUUUUUAUUGAAAAACAAAACAAAAACUUUUCCUUCAUUUCUACCCAAACUAAAUGUACCAAAUUAGAAGAAUAUUUUUUUGUUUGCUUUAGUUAAUAAUCUAAAAUGAAAUUUUAAAUGACAAAGUUAUAUGUAUAUCAUGACAAGCAAUUUGUUCUGGUGUUUUUCUGUAUCUCUGUUGUCUUGAAACACUGUAAUAAUGUACUUUUUGUGAACAUUCAAUCACAUUUGGAGAGCUAGCAUGAUUCCAAAUGAAGUUGUAAAAACUUUGUCAGUUGUAAAUGCCAAAAUAAAUUAACAAUACAGUUAAACUGAACAGUAAAAACAAUGAUAGAUUUUGAAUGCAUAUAGUCCCAUUGACACAGAUUGGCUCUAAUGUGUUCAUUUUCUGUAUCCAAGUCUUUUUUUUUGUUCUAAAGCUCAUUUUUUGUGCAAUAAUUUAUUGUUUUAUGUUUGGUUUCCUUUGAAGUAUUUGUUAAAAAUGUAGUCACAUUGGUUCAUUCGUAUAUAUAUGGUUUCAAUGUGUGUACACUAUUUUGUAGCUUUAAUUUAUUCUGUGCCACAUUGUGUUGACUUAUUCUCAUGAUUUUACUUUUGGUUGUGAUAUUUUACACUUUGGCUGGGGAUUUUUGUUUUGUUUUAUUUUUCUGGUUUACAUUUUUAAAUUUUGAUUUCCAUGAAGAAUCAUUCCACACAUUGUUGUAUUGUGAAUCAAGAAGUAGAGAGACCAAUGGCUCAUUAGACAAGGAAAACUUUCUGACCUUUUAAUAAUAUUCACCUAAGAACUGAAUAGCUUUAUAUUUUUCUUAUUUGAAUUUCUGUGGAGCAUGUUCCCAACACUGUAGUAUUUGAAUCAAUAUCUGUUUUUGUUCAAUGAUUAGCAGGCUAUUGUGUUUAGUUCAAACAGAUUUAAUAGGUAUUCUUAUAAUUAAAUAUGAGAUAGUAUAUUUAAACACGGUAACAAAGGGAGUUUGUGUUAUAUACAAGUUCAUAGAUUUAUGCUGCAUGAUCUUGUCUGUGGUUUUGUGACCAUUGCAGGUCUAAUGUUAAGCCAGAAACUUAAAUAUGCACAUAUGUAUUCCAUAAAUUGCUUCCCUUAGGUCAACAGCAGGCAUGUCAAACACGGCGUUCAGGGGCCGCAUGCGGCCCGCCUGGCCACCUAAAAAAUUAUCAAAAUAAUGUUAAACUAUUACGCUGGAAAAUAAAAGAUGACAAGCUGCUUGAAAAAUAGUAUUUGUUAAACUGAACAACGAGAUUGAGUUUGCCAGCUACAUUUUUUAAACUUAAUUGCAAGCCAUAGCAAAUCAUUUAGUGAGAGGGAUUUUAUGAAGGAGUGUAUCGUUAAGCUGCCGAAGUAAUUUGUCCAGAAAAGGUGAAAGUAUUCAAAGAAAUAGCGUUAACUAGGAACACUUGCAGAUAUAAUAAAUGACAUGUCAAUCAGCUCGGGUGAACAAUUAAAGAACAAAAUAGAUUUUGAAUUAUUUUUAUUGGCUCUUGAUGAUUCAUUUGAUGUAACGGGUGUAGCACAAUUGGCUAUAUUCAUUACGGCCUGUGACAUGAAUUUUUAGAAACAUGAGGAGCUAUUUUUUCUAUGCAUAAGGCCACAUCAAGCGAUGAUAUUUUUGAGAAAUAACAGGUGAUAUUGCAGUACAAUUUACCUUUGGUAAAGCUAGCUAGUCUAACAAUGGAUUGCGCACUAACCAUUAUGAAAUGGUUUCGAUGCAAAGCUACUUGCAAAAAUAAGAGAGACUAAUGCUAAUUUUAAAUUUGCUCAUUUUCAGUACAUCAUUCACCAAGAAACAUAACGCACAAAGCAAUUAGAAUUCCAACAUGUCAUAAGACUGGUUUCAGUUACUAUCAAGUUUUUUCGUGCCCGUGGCUUAAAUCAUCGCCGAUUUUCAAUGUUUCUGAAUGACAUUGGACACGAAAUUUGCUGGCUCUCCUGUCAUAAAGAAUUGAAGAGAUUUGUUGUACUGCGUGAAGAAAUUGUAUUGUUUCUGAACCUGAAAGGUGAACCUGUUGAACAUUUCCAUACUGACGAAUGGGUUCAGGAUUUGGCAUUUGCAAUUGAUCUCACUGGUCACCUGCAAGACUUGAAUUUGAAACUUCAAAGUAAAGACUAAAUUGUCACAACUGCGUGUAAUCAUGUGAAGUGCUUUCAAGCAAAAUUACUACUGUGGAUAAGCCAAAUAUGAAGAGAAAAUCUUGUUCACUUUGCAACGUGUCUGGAACUAAAAAGAUUACGGCUACAACAUUUGAUAAAUAUGUCUUACACCUGGAAUCGUUAGUAAAUGCUUUCAGUGACCAUUGUCAUGACUUCGUUUCAUACGAGCAAGAAUUUUCGUUGUUUUUAUCUCCAUUUUCAUUUGUUUUUGAAAAUGCUGCUAGUAAUGUGCAACUAGAGCUGAUAGAAUAGCAGUUAGAUUCUUUGUUGAAAGCUCAGUAUAAAGAAGUGGCUGCGCCAAAAUUUAGUUAUUUACGUUGAAUAGUGGAAAUUUGCAGCCAGAAUUCUAGCUAUUUUAGCAAGCACUGAUCUCUGUAAGCAGUUGUUUUCUAUAAUGAAAGCUAAAAAUCACCUCACCGUUCGAGAUUAUCUGAUCAAAAUUUGUCGUCAGUCAUGAUAGUGUCAGUGGCAAACAAACUUCCACUCAAAAUUAAUAAAUGUGUAUCCCAAAAAGAUGUCAAGCAUCAGGAUAAAGAAAAAAAUGCGCAAUCAUAGUAAUUUUUAAUUACUAAAUUGUACUAUAAAUUUAGCUAGCUAAGGGACAAGUAUGUCAUUAAUUAAUGUAUUCUAUUGUAUUGUUUCUAAUUUACAUAAAACGAGUAAGCUGAUUUGCAACUGAUUUUUGGCUGCGGCCCCUCAGGCCAUAGUAAGUUUUUUAUGCGGCCCAUACACCUUAACAAGUUUGACAUGCCUGGUCAACAGUGUGUACACAUAUAUGCAAACUCAAUAAAUAAAAACAGAUCCCUUAAAAAAAAUUGACCCUGCAAAUGUUGUUCAAGAAUAAAAUAUCUAGUCUAUGGCUUCAAACAGUCAGACAUUAAUCUGUAACUUUGACCUAUUUGAAACAGUUAUUAAGUUGCAAUUCCUUUUGGUGUUUUUUUUUCUUUUUUGCUUGUCCAUACAUUUUAAAUGCAAAUAAAAAAACAACAUAAUUUUGGAAGACUUUAAAUUCCACUCUGAAGUAUAAACAUCAUGAUGAAAUAGUCUUUUCAGUUGUACUUUUUAGAGUUCUAAGUGUAACACAAACUCCUUUGUUUUUUUUAAAUUUAUGGACAUGGUUAUACAUACAUGCAUUCAAAAGAAAAAAAAAAGAGAGUCCCUUAUGAAAGACUCUCAAUAGCCAUCUAUUUCUUGCUAGAGGAAGAUUCAUUAGUCAUCAAUUUCUUGCAAGAGGAAGAUUCAUUAGCCAUCAAUUUCUUGCAAGAGGAAGAUUCAUUAGCCAUCAAUUUCUUGCAAGAGGAAGAUUCAUUAGCCAUCAAUUUCUUGCAAGAGGAAGAUUCAUUAGCCAUCAAUUUCUUGCAAGAGGAAGAUGAUUGCAAGAUUAAAUUUUUUUUUUUUUUUUGUAUUUGAACUCUAAAAGUAACAGAGUGACAAACACACAGUUACUUUUCUUUCUAAACUAUGACAUUGUCCAGUCAACUAUGUACAUUGUCCAUACAACUAUGUACAUUGUCCAUACAACUAUGUACAUUGUCCAGUCAACUAUGUACAUUGUCCAGUCAACUAUGUACAUUGAAGAUCUGAAGGCUAUAAUCUCUCAUUUGAAUAUUUGUUUGACUCUAGAUAUUUUGUGCUAGUUAGGGAACACUUUUAAUUAGCAUGAGCAAAUUGAUAAAAGAAAGCAUUUGAUUUAUUAAAAUUCUUUCAGAUUCUAGUCUUAUAAUCUACUAAUUACUCUAUUAUUAAACCAAAUUCAAAAGAAAAGAAUGGCAAAUAAAUUCAAGCAGAAUGAAGAAUUGUUUGUAUUAUAUUUGAUAUAAUUUAGUGGGAUUCUUUUUGAUGUGACAGAUUUACUUCUGAAAUUGUUUGUGUCAUUAUGAUUUUCAAAUUAUUUCAUUGUCCUGCAGCUCUGAACCAAUAACUCAAAUUUAAUGAUAACCAACUGGAUCACAUCUGAAAAUUACUGGCAUGUAGACAUUUUUAAUUAGCUGGAACAAAAAUCACUUAUAACUUUUACAAUGAAGUCUUAAUAAUUAAAGGGAAUCUUCUUUCAGCCUGUUAACCCAAAAACAUGGAGCAAAGUUAGUUUUAGACCUGGAUAAUUGGAACUUGCCUGGGCUACAAGCAUGGCUUCUUACAUUGUAAGUUUAGAUCCUUUACGUGGCUGGAGAUAUGACCUGACCAGUCCAUCAAGUGUUCUGUUUUGAGUGGGACAUUUACAAGCAUUAUUUUAAAAGACUCUUUAAGACAAGACUUCUUACUUGACUCUAGAGGAUAAGUCUAGGCAUUUUUUGUGUUUUCGCUUUAAAAGACAUUACAAAUGAAAAAUUACUUUCUAAAAAAGUUGUGCUGAUAAAUGAAGCUGAUAAAUGAAGUUAAAAAUAAUUGAGCCCAUUUUCAAAUGAAUGUGUUUUUUAUUAGACUUGCAGACUUUUCAUUUUGACUGAAUGGUUAAGUGCUUGGCUUCUGAACUGAGUAGUUUUGGGUUCAAAUCUCAGUGAAGACUCAAGAUUUUGAAAUUCAGGAUUUUCAGAUCACCCCAGAGUCCACCCAACUCUAAUGGGUUCCUGAAACUAGUUGGAGAAAGUAAAGGCUGCUAGUCUUGUUAGCCACAAUGACACCCUUGUUAACCAUCAGCCAUAAAAACAUGACCUUAAUAUCAUCUGCCCGAUAAAUCGCAAGAUAAAGAAUUAUAUGAAUCUGGAACACUUUUUCUUGCCUGUUGCUGCUUUAACAUAUUCCCUAUUCUGUUAAGCGACAUACAAAAUGGAAGAAGAAAUUCCAUCUGAGCUUAAGAUAGUAACCCAUUAUUUUCUGGAUGAUUCAAUAAUUAAGAUGUCAAAAUAUGAACAGUUGGGUCAACACCAGAACAGAUGGUGAAAAUAUUAAAUAAAAUAUACACAACACUAUUCACAAGAAUGAUCAACAUGUUUAAUAUAUAUCUUUCAUAAAAACAAAUUGAGUGUUACAAAGGCUCACUGAUAAGGCAUACAUAUAUAUAGAAUAUAUAUAUAUAUUUUCCACAGUGUAAUGUUAGUAAAUAAUUUCCAACCAGUAAGCAUUGGAUGUCAAUUCCAUGAAUGUCAAUUCAACAUAAUGUGAACAAUAAUUUCUAUAAAGGCCAAAUAUCAAACAGUACAAUUGUAUUUUUUUUAUUGACAUAGGAGAACCACAAAAAUCUUAUUGGUUCUGGAAUCAUAAAGUUUUUACAAGCAAAUAAACAAAAAAAACUAACAAAAAAAAAAAAAAA